CCCGGCUCCCAGGGCCCGGCCGUCCCGCGGGAGCCUCGGCGGCGCAGUCCCACCCCGGCCGGCGCGGCUCGCUCCCACGUCCCCGCCGCCGUCUCGCGGGAGCCGAGCGACCGAGGCAGCGGGGGCGCGGGGCGCUGCAGGAGCCGACAUGGACCCAAAUCCUCGGGCAGCCCUGGAGCGCCAGCAGCUCCGCCUUCGGGAGCGGCAGAAAUUCUUUGAGGAAAUUUUACAGCCUGAGACGGAGUUUGUCUUCCCCCUGUCCCACCUGCAUCUCGAGUCGCAGAGACCCCCCAUAGGGAGUAUUUCAUCCAUGGAAGUGAAUGUGGAUGCACUGGAGCAGGUAGAACUUAUUGACCUUGGAGACCAGGAUGGAGCAGAUGUGUUUUUGCCUUGUGAGGACUCUCCACCAGCCUCCCAGACAUCUGGGCUGGAUGACCACCCGGAGGAGUUGAGCCUGCCAAUGCCCACGCCAGACAGGACUGCGUCCCGCACGUCCUCCUCAUCUUCUGACGACUCCACCAACCUGCACAGCCCAAAUCCCAGUGACGGCGGGGCAGACACGCCCUUGGCACAGUCUGAUGCGGAAGAGGAUGGGGCUGAUGGAGGGGCAGAGCCUGGAGCUUGCAGCUAGCAGUGGGCCUCCAUCUACAGACUGACUGAGAUGGCUCUUCUCCACAGGAGACCCUAGGCCCAGCCAGAGCCCUUCAGAGAAGACCAGACUCUUUACUUGCAGUAGGCACCAGGGGGAGGCAAGGACAGUGGGAUGGCGUACCUCUCUGGGAAUUAACCCUCCUGCUUUACUGCUAACCUUUCCUGCUACAACCCUCCCACCAGUUUUUGGCUUCCUCCCAAGGUAGGGCUUAUAGGCGAGGAGAUGGAAGAUGAGGCAGGACAAGAUGCUACUGCUUUUCUUAGCACCCCUCCCUCCCCCAGACUCUCCUGCAGUCUUCUGAUAGAGUCUCCUAAACCAGUGUCUCUAAGUGGACGUGAACUCCGUAGCACUCCCCGUGCAGUGGUACUCCAGCCAUCCUGCUCCCCUACAUCCUGUUCGGGAACAGGGCACGGUAUAAAUAAUAAAUAAUAAUCUACCAACCA
Molecule: messenger RNA, 1095 nt
Organism: Odobenus rosmarus divergens (Pacific walrus)
Lineage: Eukaryota; Metazoa; Chordata; Mammalia; Carnivora; Odobenidae
Gene: DBNDD2
Product: dysbindin (dystrobrevin binding protein 1) domain containing 2
Exons: 4
Coding region: 149-631 (160 amino acids)
Biological process (GO): negative regulation of protein kinase activity
Cellular component (GO): cytoplasm
Source: RefSeq, a predicted model, not a curated record